Molecule: messenger RNA, 7655 nt
Organism: Zeugodacus cucurbitae (melon fly)
Lineage: Eukaryota; Metazoa; Arthropoda; Insecta; Diptera; Tephritidae
Exons: 9
Coding region: 1476-4799 (1107 amino acids)
Cellular component (GO): plasma membrane
Molecular function (GO): protein binding
Source: RefSeq, a predicted model, not a curated record
UUACAAUUUAGUUUGUGUUAAAGCGUCUACGGCAAAAUACCGAGACGAGCAUAACGGAUUACGCGCGUCUAACACUUGCGCUUUUCGCUAAGUUUCUGACUUAAAGCCUGAGCUUCAGGGUCUGCUGGUCUGCUGGCGUGUAAGGACAGACAUUGCUCUGUGUGUGGCAAGGACACGAGCGUGCAUUUUUUCGGUUGUAGGUUUUGUGUUUUCCUUGGCCAGCAUAAUUGGUUGGUUGGCGGCGGCGGCGUUAACGGCUAACGGCACGGCUACAGCCGACGUCCAGCGGGCACUUGCAAACGGUUAAUGAAAGUUUCGUUUCAACGAUUGUGAGUUUUAACGCAGCGAUGCUACUGAUUGCAACGCUGAUUUUGUGUUUUCAUACGGAGUGAAGCUUUAAAGGCAAAAGUGGACGAAACGAAAUAGAAAAACCGUCGUCCAACUCACUUGAUGUGCCGGGUUUUGUUGGCUGAGCUCGUUAGCUCGUUGUGUGGUUCGCUUCAGUCUGUCGCUGACUAGCAUUCGUGUUGUGUACGUGGCGUAGCUCCGAGCUCUGUGUGUCGUGCGUACGUUGAAACGGAUUUUUUUCUGUGCUCGCUCGGUAGCAUACAGUUAUCCUGCUGGUGUUUUUAGCUGUUUGUGUUGUUGUGAAUAAAACAAAACAAAAUCCAACUUGAAGUGAAAGAAGAAAAUUGGGAAAAUUCACCAGAAAACGCAAAAUCCAACAACAACAACCAUCGCAAAUUGUAUGCUGCACAUUGCGAAUAAACAGAAAAUAUCAAGUGAAUUGUGAAAGUGAAGAGAAAAUCGUAGCAACAACAACAAAAAAUUAAAACAAAAAAUAUAUAUAACAAUAAAAUAAGUGAGUGCAAACGUAUUUCGAGCACCACGAAAAGUGUAUGUAUGUGCCUCCGUGUGUGCGUUGAAUAUGAAAAAUAUGCAACAGCAAUAAUGCUAUCAACGGCAACAAUCGCAUAACUGUUGUUGGUAUUAAGUCAUUAAAAUAUUAUCGCACAACUAUUACGGAGUUUACGAGUCGACUUGCUUGCAAGGAAAGUUGCCGGAAAAGGGCAACCCAAAGCAAAGCUGAGCUCUGCGGAUUUGCUGUGCGGCGACGGAAAGUGCCCGCGUGUGUGUGUUUGUUGGUGCUCGUAAGUUGUGUGUGAGUCAGUUCGUCGGUAAAACGCGCGCAUGUUGAAUAAAAGUGUAUCGGCUGACGACAAAAGAGAAAUAACAACAAAAUAAAAAUUAAAAAAAUUACAACAAACACAACAACAAUAAAUUAUAGCUAGUAAUAUAGAAAGGUGGCAGCAACUAGCUAACUGGCAGCCAGACAGCUAUGCCAGCGAGCAUUUAGCAGAAGCUGUAGCUAGUGCAAGGACUCGGACAACAACAACAAAAAUAAUAACAACAAAAAAUAAUAACAUUACUAAUAAAAAGACAACAAAAAUCUCUAAACAUAUGUAGCAUUGAGAAUGCUAACAACAACAACAAGUAAAACAACAACAGGCGUACAAACAAAAUCUGAUAGCGUAGCAACGAGUAAACUUGGACGCACCAACAUGACCGGGGUCCGAACAAACCUGGCAGUCUCUAGACGUGCGGUGCACACGGCUACAAAAACAAGAAAAACAAAUGCGUUAAGUUGCAGCAACAACAGUUACAAUAACAGCAACAGCGGCACAAUGCAACAGACAGCAACAAUGCCAACAACAACACUAAGGAGUAAAACAAAGUCGCCGCUUUGGCGUUCUGCUACGCUACUACUGAUAAACGCUAACAAAAAUAAAAACAAUAACUUAUAUAAUAAUAACAACAACAAUAGUUAUAAACGGCAACAAGCUGCUGUUAUUGCUGCUUCUACUUCUACUACUUCGUCGUCUACUACUUCACCAGUUGCUGUACGUUUCGCACGAACAACAUUAUUAUCAACAAGAAAAACAAGAAAAACAACAACAACAACAUCAUUAUCGUCGUCGUCAUCGUCGUCCUGGCUAUACAGCCUGGGGCUAUGGUUUGCAAUUUCGUCAUUGGUAUUUGUGCAGUGUGUGCCAUCACCCUCAUCGGCAUUGUCGUCCGCUUCCUUAACGGGCAGCGGCUCGUCCGGCAACUCAGCGUCCUCCGGUGCAAUGCAAUCACCACAAAAGCGAGGCAGCGGCACCGCGGACCUCAGCAAGGAUCAGUGCAACAAAACGGUGGACAUCUUCGAGGAUGUCAGUUCGCCGGAGGUGAAUAACCUCAAUGUAGGCCGGCCGUUAACCUGCUGGUACCGGUUCCGCACGCUGAAAGGAGCACCACGCGACUUUGUAUUGCGGUUGCGUUUUAAAAAAUUUAAAGUCGGCACACUGCUGAAUGCAACACACUGCGAGGGUGGCUAUUUACAGAUUGUUGACGGCAACGCGAAGACGGAUGUCUCCAAUCGUCGUGAGCCCGGCAUGUUUUGUGGUGAAGCCGAGCAACCGCAGACUUUCAUCAGUGAGACCAACUAUGUUAAAGUGCUCUUCCAUACGGAUAAUUUUACUGAUCAGACAUAUUUUACAUUUGAUUCGCGUGCUGAACAACAAACGGAAGUUUAUUUACGUUAUGGCCAACAUCCGGAACUGUAUCCCAAUCGACGCGGUGAGGUGGUACAAGGCUCCUACUGUGAGCGCGAGUAUCGCGAUUGCCGCUUGCAAACGUGUUAUGUGCAAUCGCCCGCAUAUCCCGGCCUAUAUCCGCGCGCAUUAAAUUGUCGUUAUAAAUUGCAUACGCGUCAGCCAUACAUUAAAUUGUACUUGCAGAAUGAACAGUUCGCAGUGGAUGGACAGCGGUGUGAAAACGUCAUGACUUGUCCCAUACGACCAAUUGGUUCCGGCAAGGAGCACUGCCCCUACGAUUGGCUUGCCGUCUAUGAUGGUCGCGAUGAGCAUUCACCACUUAUUGGCAAAUUUUGUGGGCUGGGCAAAUUUCCGUUUAGUAUUAUUGGCACUUCGCAGUAUAUGUACGUCGAGUUCGUCACCUCACCGGCGGGUCCGCUGCUCAACACUGGUUUCCAUUUCAAUGUCGGCAAUUGGCCUGGGCACGUCGAGACGGCGGGCAUUAAGCAUGGCAUUUGCGAUUGGCUGCUCAGCUCCGACUCGUUAAAGGAUAGCAGCGCGAGUGAGGGCAUAUUUUUGAGUAUUGCACAUUGGUAUCCGCCGAAUACGUCAUGUAGUUAUCACAUUAAAGGGCGAGCAGGCGAAAUUGUGCGCUUAUAUUUUCCAAGUUUCCGCAUAAAUCGCAUUGAGUCGCCAAUACUCAAAUAUGACGGCGACUGCGGUGAAUCGUUGACCAUUUACGACUCAGAUCAUCCCGAUCCGGCACGUAUUAUCAAAACGUUCUGCGAUACAUUCUCGCGACCCAUGGAGAAAGUGGACUUCGUGAGCACUAGUCCUUCGCUGUACGUGCAAUUUGAUUCGAAGACGGGCUCCUACAGCGGUUCGUCGCUCUACUAUUGGGCACACUAUGACUUCUUCAAUAAUACACGUUUCGGUGAUCCAGUGCCGAAUACGCUCUGCGAUGAGGUUAUGUACGCCUGGAAGCAUCCGGGUGGCAAGAUACGUUCACCAAUGAAUUCGUUAAUCUUCAAACGCACCGGCGGCUCAGAUGUACGCUGUCAAUAUAAGUUCGUGACUGAUAGGCGUCUAUAUGCACGCGCUGUCAUCGAAGUGACCUCUGUGUCAUUCAAGGAAUUGCCUUACAACAAUAAUGCGUGUACGCGUUGUCAUGAGGAACGCGUCGACAAGCUGGUCAUUUGGGAGGAACGUGAGAAAUUCCAAAAUAAUCUCGCCUGCUUCUGCGAUAAUAUACCACGAGCGGUGCGGGUGAUCUCCUCAGCGGAUCAAAUGAAUCUCGAGAUGAUCGUACAGGGUCAACAUGCGAUCACGUCCUAUUUCAAGAAUCCCAAUCCACUAUUCGAGGCGUCUUAUGAGUUUGCGCACGGUCCGCUAUGUGGUCCCAUAACGUUGGGACCCUCGCCGGAUGGCGAAUUAGUGUUUCCAUAUAAGAAGGCAUUGGCGAUGGCGGCGGGCCCAAUGGCCGCCGUGCCUGAGCAUCAUUAUCGUCGCGAAAAGUGCAUUUGGGAACUGAAAGUAGCGGCACAACGCGAUCUAUGGUUGAAUUUGGAGAAGGCGCGUUUCGGCGAUCGCACUUGUGAGAGCGCCAAAAUUGAGGUGUAUCUCGCUGGGCGACUGGAACCACGUUUCAUCAUGUGUCCGGAAAACAUCUCGUUAGCACGUGAUCUACCUAUACUUUCGGCGGCGGAUUUGGGUGCGCUUGGCGCCGAUCAAGAACCCUUGCCGGUACUGAUACAAUACACCGGCGACGGGCAGCCGGGUAAGAAUGCGUUCCGUUUAGUUUGGACCGAACUGUUCCAUUUGCCACGCAAUCCCGACGGUAGUUUGGCAUCGUCAUUGCUGCAGGACGGCGGCUGUGAUUUCCGCUGUCCCGGCGAUACAGAGGUCUGCAUACCACGCCACCUGCUGUGUAAUGGUGUCGACAAUUGUCCGAAUGUGACGCACAUCUCGACGAUGGCUCAACUAACGCGGCACAUUGAGUGGAAUUUGGAGCAACUCGGUCUGCUGCAUCGUGCACACGCCUACAAAGAUCUCGUCCUGAACGACGAAUCACCGGAAAUUUGCCUGCGUCAAGAGCUCAGCGAGUUGCCAUAUGGCAAACUGAUAUUGAUCACGCUCGGACUGAGUUUAAUGUUGACGCUAUUCGUGGCGAUAAUGUGUCGCAUGUGUCGGGGGCCCGGCCACGCCUACCACAGCAGAUACUAGAGGUACGAGUGUUGGUCGCAUGGCAAACCGCUGGCCGCACACGUGUAGCAAUUGUGCGCAGCGGGGCAGGCACAGCGCGAGCAGUAUGCUUCCCUUUAUAGGCGGUAGUGUAGUAGAACAUAAUGCUGUCGUGCCGUGGAAGCAAACUGCUUUGAAGUUUGAAAAAAGAAAAACAUAUAUUUUUAGUGUGGAAGUGUGCGAGGUAAAUAUACAUAUAUUCACAUUUUUUGUUGGUUUUUCGUUUUUUUUAUUACACUUAAGUGUUGUACCUUUUUGGAAUACCCACUGAGCGAAAAAUAGUUGCCUGCUAAGUAGUAAUUGCGAAGGCAUUAAAAUAAAUAAAUGAGACAUUCUAAUUGUAGGUACACAUAGGCGAGUAAGGAGAUAAGUCGAGGUUAGACAUUUAUAUUUGCACCUCAGUUUGGUUGGUACUGAAGUGUGUAGAACAAAAGUCAGGUUAAAUUUGAACAUAGGUCUUUGACCUUCAUAUACUCACACACCCCUAAAAAGAGACUAGGCACUUAGUGAGUUGUAUUUUGAUUGUUAUAGCGUCAGUGUGGGCCCAGCACCACUGAUUUUAAAUGAAAGUAAAAUCUUUAAUUUUUUAAAGUUAUUAUAUUUUAAAAAUAUCGGAUUUACAGCAAAUGCUCAUCACUGUAGGCAACCGAUUCGAGAAAUUCAAUAGUAAAUUUGCGAUUUGAACUCUUUAUCCAUUUAAACACCAUCAAGAACGCCAUGGCGUCUUUUCAAUCUAGAAAUCUACUGAACACUUGACUUAAUCAGCGAAGAUAUUAUGGAAACAAUAUACCUUAUGUAGCAUGAGUCACUAGAUUCAUAAUGCCAUUUUAUAAUAGAAUGAGGUUGAUCUAUAUAUUCUUUUCGGCGUGAGAGGACUAUUCUACUCAUUAUUGAGAACAGUAAUUAGAAUCUUGCUUACUUAUUUUUCUCGACGGAUCAGAUUCAUUCCGACAUAUUAUUUAAAAAAGUUUAGGGAUCAUUGGUUCUUACAUCUUAAGACCUAUAUUUAGUCUAUGUAGUAUCGUUGGACAAAAAGAAAAUAUUUUAUAAUAAUAAAUACUCUUCAAAGGUGUUAUUUACCAAGGUAACAACGGUGACCAGAUAAGCAUAGACAUCUAAAGCUCAAUUUUAUAAUAUCUCGGGUAAAUUUUUAUGCAAUAGACCCUAAUAACAACCUAGGAAGUAAGAGAUAGAAUAUCUCGAAGCUUAAAUAACAUAAAAAAGCUCAAGACUCACGCUGACUCUGUUAGUGACCCAAAUGACUAUUUUAGUUUCCUCAAAGACUUAACUAACCUUUGUAUAAUCUUAAAAAAAAGGUGUUGGUAAUCAGGUUAUAGGUAUUGGCCUGAACUAGAAUCAAUGAAGGUCCUUAAAAUUGAAGGUAAUUCUUUUCCUAUUAGAGAAUCACGUAGUCUCUCACGAACAGAUCUUAUUGAAAAUUUGACAAGACGUUGUUAAGUACUUCCCCACAUUAAGCCAGCCUCGAGCUAAUAAAUAUAUUUUAGAAUUUGUAAAUUAGCAAUAAACUGAGGUCUAGCAAAAAUAAUAUUUUCAGUUUUAAUUAGAUUGGGUCUUUGCUGGGCUUUGAAAGUAAAGAAAUUAUUGUAUUUUCCAAAGAAUCAAUCCGCAUACUACAGUGCUCUUGAAAAGUAUGUAUAACACUCACACAUUUUUAUUCCUCAUUUACCGUCUUUGAAAUAUUGAACUGCCAAUGGCUCACAGAAGUUUGUGAUUUUUAAUAGACAAACAAUAAAUAUUUUGAUAUUAUGAAGAAAUUAGCAUUUAAUUAAAUAAAUUGUUUUGAUAAAGAAAUAAAAUAAUACAAUUAUUAGAAUUAUUGUAUUACAAAGCCAAAUAGAGAGAUAUUUAAUUACUAAAAUAAACUAAUUAGUCUCGGUUGACAUUUAGUUGUAAGGAAAAUCAUUUUUAUUUAUUUCAUGUUAUGGAUUUACUAUUUUUUUACUUAUUUAUUGCUACCAGACCGGUUCUAAAACUGAAUCAAUAAUUCCGACAUCACGCCCUCUAAUUGAGGAUAAAGUCUGAAUUUUUGAGUUAUACAGUGGAGCACUUCUCUAAUAUCUACCAUGCCAUUUUUCGAGACAUUUCCUAAUUUUAUUGGUAUUAUAUUUUCGCUUACAAAUGAAGAUACUUGAAAUAUCAGAAACGUAUAUCAUAAGGAAUGCCUCGAUUCAGAAAAUCAAAUUAGUUCCGAUCAAUAUUCCAUAUCCAUACAUUCUGAGGUUAGAGAGAUCUAAAGUCAUUAGACUAGUCGCUGCUCCAAUAAAAAAGUUGGCUUUUAAGGUACUUGUAGGAAGUGCACGGUCUAAAUUUAGUAAAAUACCUUUCGUUCACUUUGAGAUUCCAUUUAUCCAGCUAAUAAUAAGAGAACCGGUCUUCCCUAAUAUUACUUUUUUAUUUCCUUAAAACUGUUAAUUUGGAUAAACUGUUACAAAUUCUAAAUUUUGCAAUUUCAGGAAUUCAAGAAUUUAAAAAGUGCAUUUGUAACAAGAAAUCCUAACCUACAAUACUUUCGGUUUAUUAUUUUUUAAUAUCACUAGACAACCCUUAUCUUUUACUAAGCCCUUUUCCAUUUCUUCAAGCGCAAAUCGAAAAGUGCAGCGCUGAGAAACCCAAAACAAAAACCACAAAAUUUGUGUAAUGAAAAUAUGAAACCAAAUUCUGAAAUGAGUAUAAGAAAAUUGUAAAAACCCCAGUAGAAUUAUAUGAAAAUAAAAAGCAGGAGAGCAGAAGUAAAAAUAUAUAGUUGUAGUCACUAAGUGGUAUAUAAUAAUGUAUUACGAUUAAUGAGUAAGCAAAAACAAAAAAAAAAAAAAACAA